Vanessa atalanta (red admiral) is the source of this 1302-nucleotide messenger RNA. Its product is annotated as DNA mismatch repair protein Mlh3-like. NCBI's taxonomy places the organism in Eukaryota, Metazoa, Arthropoda, Insecta, Lepidoptera, Nymphalidae. The record is from RefSeq and is a predicted model, not a curated record. Gene Ontology annotation, cellular component: mismatch repair complex. The coding region runs from base 1 to 1302 and encodes 433 amino acids. Gene Ontology annotation, molecular function: ATP binding; ATP hydrolysis activity; ATP-dependent DNA damage sensor activity. The transcript has 8 exons. Gene Ontology annotation, biological process: mismatch repair.
AUGACAACUAAUUUAAGUUUAAGUAAUCAUAUCAUAAAUAAAUCAACUUCAAUUGAGGAUACUGUACCGUGUAAAGAAUUAACACGACUUGAAAACGAAGCAUCAAUUUUUACACCUAAGUCGCAAAACAGUGAAGAAAUAGAACCUUUAAAAUUUUGUGAAGCUGUAUUAAAUAGUACUGAAAUGAGAGAUAUUGAACACGAAUUUGACAAUAGUUUUUUUGAUUAUGAGAAAAUAAAUUUAAUAACGAAACAUAAUAAUAAUUGUACUCGAUUUAAUUUUGACGAUGAUGGAAGAAAUGAAUUUGUCAAUAUUCUCAAUGAUAAAGAUCAAAACGAUCAAUUAACAUUAAACGGUGAACAAAGGAAUGUAUCAAAUAUAGUAGGGUAUGACGGUAUGUCUCAAAUUUUCGAGGGAAAAUUAAAAAAAAAUACUGUUUAUAAUGAUGACGAAGAAUAUUAUGAAGACGCUAUUUACAAUCAUUUUGCAGAAGAUGUUCACGAUAAAUUUGAAAUAUUUGAACCACGUGUUAAAAAUGUCAAAGACAUUGUUUCUAAGGACCUGAAUAAAGUGAAUGACAGAAUCAACAAAGAUAAUGCAGAUUUAAUAUUUAGUUCUGAGUCAUUGCAGCAAGCCCAAAUAUUGGGACAAGUAGAUAAGAAAUUUAUAGCCGCUAGAAUGCAAAGUCGAUAUUCUAGCGGUGGAAAAUCAUCCCAUUUUUUAACUUUAUUUGAUCAACAUGCUGUAGAUGAGAGAGUAAGACUUGAAAGGAACUUAUCAGAUUAUUUCGACGGAAGCAAAUGGAAAAGCGUCGCCUUCGAGAAAUUUCAAUUGAAACUUAGUCAUGAUGAUUAUUUUUAUCUUUACAAUUAUAAAGACAAAUUUACUCAAUUUGGAUUACAAUGGACAUUCGCCGAAAAGCAUGUAUUAAUUCAUGCUGUGCCGGAAGCGAUUUUAGGUAAAAAUCCUAGAAAGGCGGAAAUUGUUUUCACAGCUAUCAAAAAGCUUAUCUCUGAACAGAUUGAUUUAAUACAAUCAAGCAGAGGUAAUGUUUCUUCAUACCCAAAGUGUAUAAUGGAACUUAUUUUUAGUGAGGCUUGCAGAUAUGCCAUUAAGUUUGGUGAUCAGUUGUCUAAAGAUGACUGUGUUAAUAUGAUCGGUGCUCUCGCAAAUUGCAAGACUCCUUUUCAAUGCGCACAUGGUCGACCUGUUAUGGGAAUUAUCAUGGAAAUACCGAAUAAUAAUCUUACUUAUACGGUUAACCUAAACAGAUUAAAGGAUUUUAAAAAAAGCAUGUCUUAA